Messenger RNA from Alternaria alternata, 4022 nucleotides. Its product is annotated as P-loop containing nucleoside triphosphate hydrolase protein. The record is from RefSeq and is a predicted model, not a curated record. Gene Ontology annotation, molecular function: ATP binding; ATP hydrolysis activity; ABC-type transporter activity. Gene Ontology annotation, cellular component: membrane. Lineage: Eukaryota; Fungi; Ascomycota; Dothideomycetes; Pleosporales; Pleosporaceae. Bases 106 to 3960 code for a protein of 1284 amino acids. Gene Ontology annotation, biological process: transmembrane transport. The transcript is spliced from 3 exons.
AAUUGUCCCUUUCCUUUGCGACAUCUCCCUAGGACUUCUUGGAGGUACUACCACUGCUGCACGCCAAGUAUCAGCAACGACAAGACACGCUCAUCGCCUUGAGCAAUGGACAACGAGGACUCAGCAACGUCGACGGGGACGGCCAUCUCCGCGGCUAUUGACGAGAAGCAUGAGUUGCAUGCGGAAGAGGCCAGGCCGCCCACGGCUGGUCUCAGUGAUCAAGAGAAGGAUAUUAUCGACAAACAACUAACAGCACCUAACCUCACAGUUGGAUAUUUCUCACUGUUUCGAUAUGCCACUGCGAAGGACAAGCUCGUCAUGGUCGUGGCGUUGAUCGCCAGUAUUGCGGCUGGAGCUGUUAUGCCCCUCAUGACUCUUGUGUACGGUAAUUUCGCUGGCAGCUUUACCAGCUUUUCAGUCGACGCUGUCGCUGCUGCCAAGUUCCAGCAUCAGAUCAACACGUAUACUCUGUAUUUUGUAUACCUUGGAAUUGGGUCGUUUACCACUUCGUAUAUCAGUAUCUUGGGAUUCUCCUAUACUGGAGAACGCAUCACACGAGCGAUUCGAGAGCUUUACCUACGUGCCAUUUUCAGACAGAACAUCGCCUUCUUCGACUUUCUUGGAUCCGGCGAAAUCACCACUCGCAUUAGCUCCGACAUGAACUUGGUGCAAGACGGUAUCGGUCAGAAGAUCGGUCUCUUCGUGACCGGAGUGUCCAUGUUCGUGACUGCCAUCAUCAUCGGUUUUAUACGAUCGUGGAAGCUUUCCCUCAUCAUGUUGGCGGCAACAGUAGCACUUAUUAUGAUGAUGGGUGUCAAUGGCACCUUGAUGAAAAAGGCUCAGACACUUUCCAUCGACGAAUAUGCCACAGCAGCCUCCCUUGCUGAGGAAGUCUUAUCUUCAGCUCGCAACGUUGCUGCAUACGGCACUCAAAAGCGACUCGAGGAGAAGUACAAAGCCUUUGUGGACCGCGCAACUGUACAUGACUUCAAGGCCAAGUUUUGGCUAUCCAUGAUGAUCGCUGGUAUGAUGGGUGUGCUGAACCUCCAGUAUGGUCUUGCAUUCUGGCAAGGAAAAAGAUUCCUCGACGACGGGGAACUUGGCGUUUCCAACAUCCUUACCGUUGUCAUGGCACUCAUGAUUGCUGGCUUUUCCAUCGGACAGAACCUACCGCAUCUCCAGGCUUUCGGUGGAGCUACUGCAGCCGCUACCAAGGUUUUCAACACGAUCGAACGAAUUUCCCCCAUCGACCCGGAAACAGAUGAAGGCAUUGUGCCAGACGACUUUGUUGGUAACCUUGAGUUCAGGAAUUUGAAGCAUGUCUACCCAUCUCGACCAGACACUACAGUGCUAUCGGACUUCAACCUGGACGUACCAUCGGGCAGGAUGAUCGCGCUUGUCGGUGCAUCUGGAUCUGGAAAGUCGACCAUUGUUGGACUGUUGGAGCGCUUCUACCUCCCGAUGGAGGGUCAAAUUUUCCUGGACGGCAGAGAUAUCACAACUUUGAACCUGCGCUGGUUAAGGCAACAUAUGGCCAUUGUGAGCCAGGAACCCGUCUUGUUCAGUACCACAAUCUAUGAAAGCAUUUUGCAUGGUUUGGUCAACACAGAGUAUGCAGAUGUAUCGGAUGACAAGAAGAUGGAGCUCAUCGAAAAGGCUGCUAAAAUCGCUAACGCUCACGACUUCAUCAUGGACCUUCCAGAAAAGUACCAGACCAAGGUUGGAGAGCGAGGUGGCUUGCUCUCAGGUGGACAAAAACAGCGUGUUGCAAUUGCUCGUGCGAUCGUAUCGGAUCCCAAGAUUCUUCUCCUUGAUGAAGCUACUGCAGCCCUCGAUACCCGAUCCGAGAGCGCAGUCCAGGAGGCUCUUGACCGCGCAUCGCAAGGACGUACUACCAUCGUUAUCGCCCACCGACUCUCGACCAUCAAAAGCGCCGACAACAUCGUGGUUAUGGCCUUGGGCCGAAUUGUCGAGCAAGGCACUCACCAAGAGCUUAUCGACCGCAAAGCUGUAUACGCAAGUUUAGUACAGGCCCAAGAGCUUACCUCUAAGGUCAGCCCUGCCAACAGGAUGACGCUUCUGGACGACCCUGACAGCAAAACGGAAGGCACUGCCAACGAAGAGAAGCUUGCUUUGUUGCGAACCACUACAUCCGCCCCUACAGAGUACCAGGCGAACAAGAAUGAGAAAGAGAAGGAAUACGGUACUUGGGAGUUGAUCAAGUUUGCAUGGGAAAUGAACAGAGGCGAGCACACUACCAUGACUAUUGGACUGGUGUUCAGUUUCCUCGCUGGCUGCAACCCUGCCAUCCAAGCCAUCUUCCUGGGUAACUCCAUCAACUCGCUUCUAUCUCCUGGAACGUCUCUCGGUGGACUCAACGUAAACUUCUGGUGUGGCAUGUUUCUCAUGCUCGGAAUCGUCAUUGGCUCUUUCUACUACGUACAGGGUAUGACUCUGUCAAGAGGAUCGGCCAGGCUUGUUGGUAGCGUGCGAACGCGCGCUUUUGGGGCUAUGCUUCGUCAGGACAUGGAGUUCUUUGACGGAGACACAGUAACUUCUGGCGCGCUCAGCAACUUCCUUUCGUCAGAGGCCAAUCGUCUUGCUGGUCUCAGCGGCUCUACUCUCGGAACGAUUGUCAGCGCUGCUUCUUCCAUUCUUGUCGCCAUUAUCGUCGCAUGCUCCUUUGGUUGGAAGCUGGCGCUCGUGUGCUCUGCGACCAUCCCACUCGUUAUUGGCUGUGGUUACUUCCGCUUUUACGCCCUUACCCGCAUGGAGAAACGAACCAAAGAGACGUCUGAUGCGGCCAGCUUUGCUUGUGAAGCAGCCUCGUCCAUCCGUACUGUGGCCUCACUCUCAUUGGAGAAAUACCUUUUGGGUACUUACCACGUCAAACUUGCGGACCAGGGCAAGGGCUACUUCAAGUUCACAAAUGUGUCAGCGGUGCUCUAUGCAACAUCUCAGGGUCUCAGCAUGUUCAUCUUCGCCCUUGUCUUCUGGUACGGAGGACGUCUAUUGUUCAACCAGGAGUACACUGUCUUGCAGUUCUUCAUAGUCUACUCGUCCAUCAUCAACGGUGCUCAGUCAGCUGGUGCAAUCUUCUCUUUUGCCCCCGACAUGGGCGAAGCUAGGGACGCGGCCAAGCUCUUGAAGUCGUUCCUGAACCGCGUUCCAAAGAUUGACCACUGGUCGCCUGAGGGCAUCAAGAUUGAGAGGUUAAGCGGCAAGGUCGAGCUACAGGACGUACGUUUCACGUACCCCGGCAGACCUGACCAUCGUGUCCUGCGCGGUGUCAGUCUGGCAGCCAAACCAGGUCAGUUCAUUGCACUUGUCGGUGCCUCUGGCAGUGGAAAGUCAACGGUCAUGCAGUUACUUGAAAGGUUCUACGACCCAACAAGUGGUGGCGUGCUCGUCGACGAUGUGGACCUGAAAGACUACAACCUCCAAGACUACCGAUCGCAAUUGGCAAUCGUGAGUCAAGAAACAACUCUCUACACUGGUACAAUUCGCGAAAACAUCCUCGCCGACAAGGAAGACUUGGGCGAUGAGGCGGUGAUACAAGCAUGCAAAGAUGCCAAUAUCUAUGACUUCAUUACAUCGUUGCCUGAUGGGUUCAACACGCUAGUGGGUGCAAAGGGUGCUCUCCUAUCUGGUGGCCAGCGCCAACGUAUAGCGAUCGCCCGCGCCCUCCUCCGUGACCCCAAGGUCUUGCUUCUCGACGAAGCCACAUCAGCACUCGACUCCACAUCCGAACGCGUUGUACAAGCUGCCCUUGACUCCGCAGCACAAGGGCGCACCACCAUCGCGAUUGCGCAUCGUCUGAGUACGAUUCAACACGCUGACGUGAUAUAUGUCUUUGAUCAAGGCAAGAUCGUAGAGAAGGGCAGACAUGACGAACUGGUAGCUAAGAAGGGAGUUUACUUUGAGCUGGCGAAAUUGCAGGCCAUUGGAGCGCCGCAAUAAUUCACAAAAGCGGGAGCUUUUCUGCAUGAAUGGAGUUUGGGUAUAUAUUUGUAAUCAUUUUU